CCGGGGUGCUGCGCUCGGGCCCCCGCAGCCACCGCACUCGCGGCCCCGCCCCAUCGCCACCUCGCGGGGCCUGGGCCUCCCAGGGCGCUGCCUCUCGGUGCAGAACCGUAUGUAUGGCACAAGGUGGAUGAGAGACCCGACGAACCCGUCCUUAAAAGGCCCUUUGCCUUUCCCCGUGAACUUCUAGGGAUCUGAAAGAAGAUGAACUUGGCAGAGAUUUGUGACAACGCAAAGAAAGGGCGAGAGUAUGCACUUCUGGGAAAUUAUGACUCAUCGAUGGUGUAUUACCAGGGAGUAAUACAGCAGAUCCAGAGACAUUGCCAGUCGGUGAGAGACCCGGCCGUCAAAGGGAAGUGGCAUCAGGUACGGCAGGAACUCUUGGAAGAAUACGAACAAGUUAAGAGUAUCGUCAGCACGUUAGAAAGCUUUAAAGUCGACAAGCCCCCAGACUUCCCUGUGUCUUGUCAAGAUGAACCAUUUAGAGAUCCAGCAGUUUGGCCACCCCCUGUCCCUGCAGAGCACAGAGCUCCGCCUCAGAUCAGACGUCCCAACCGGGAAGUGAGGCCUCUGAGGAAAGAGGUGGGAGCAGGCGCCCGCGGACUGGUGGGCCGAGCGCACCCGACAUCCAAGAGCGACAAACCCGGAAGUCGGGACAAGGACUGCAGAGCGAGAGGGAGAGACGACAAGGGAAGGAAAAAUAUUCAAGACGGUGCAAGUGAUGGUGAAAUCCCCAAAUUUGACGGCGCUGGGUACGAUAAGGAUCUGGUGGAAGCCCUGGAGAGGGACAUUGUGUCUCGGAACCCUAGCAUUCACUGGGAUGACAUAGCAGAUCUGGAGGAGGCUAAGAAGUUGCUCCGGGAAGCUGUUGUCCUUCCCAUGUGGAUGCCUGACUUUUUCAAAGGGAUUCGAAGGCCAUGGAAGGGUGUGCUGAUGGUUGGACCUCCAGGGACUGGGAAAACCAUGCUAGCUAAAGCGGUUGCCACCGAAUGUGGGACAACCUUUUUCAACGUCUCCUCUUCCACCCUGACUUCUAAGUACAGAGGCGAAUCUGAGAAGUUGGUCCGUCUGUUGUUUGAAAUGGCUAGGUUCUACGCCCCCACCACGAUCUUCAUUGAUGAAAUAGAUUCUAUCUGCAGUCGAAGAGGAACAUCGGACGAGCAUGAAGCAAGUCGCAGAGUCAAGUCUGAGCUGCUUGUCCAGAUGGACGGAGUUGGAGGAGCCUUAGAGAAUGAUGAUCCGUCCAAAAUGGUGAUGGUUCUGGCUGCCACUAACUUCCCAUGGGACAUCGAUGAAGCUUUGCGAAGGAGACUAGAGAAAAGGAUCUAUAUCCCUCUCCCAACAGCAAAAGGAAGAGCCGAGCUUCUGAAGAUCAGCCUCCGGGAGGUGGAGCUGGAUCCUGACAUCCGCCUGGAGGACAUCGCGGACAAGAUUGAGGGCUAUUCCGGUGCCGACAUAACUAACGUCUGCAGGGAUGCGUCUUUGAUGGCAAUGAGGCGGCGCAUCAGCGGCUUGAGUCCAGAAGAGAUCAGGGCCCUGUCCAAGGAGGAGCUGCAGAUGCCUGUCACCAGAGGGGACUUUGAGCUGGCACUGAAGAAAAUUGCCAAGUCGGUCUCGGCUGCGGACUUGGAGAAGUACGAGAAGUGGAUGGUUGAGUUUGGAUCUGCGUGAUUUCUGUCAGCUGUUUCCUUUCUGGUGUUCUUGUCUAUAAAUGUGAAGGAAUUCCUUAAAUUUAAAAAAAUCUGCAAUUUUUAAUCAGAGAAAAUUUCACUUAAAGGCCAAAGCAAAACAAAACCGUCUAGAGCUAGAGAGAAAUGCAGUUGAGGAAUGAGAUGCUUAUGGAGGCUGCUGGCUUUGCGCUGACAAACCUCAUUCUCGCAGAAUACGCCAGC
This is a messenger RNA of Peromyscus eremicus (cactus mouse), 1889 nucleotides long. It is a transcript of the gene Katnal1, whose product is annotated as katanin catalytic subunit A1 like 1. Gene Ontology annotation, molecular function: ATP binding; ATP hydrolysis activity; microtubule binding. Bases 202 to 1668 code for a protein of 488 amino acids. Gene Ontology annotation, cellular component: microtubule; microtubule cytoskeleton. Gene Ontology annotation, biological process: microtubule severing. The record is from RefSeq and is a predicted model, not a curated record. NCBI's taxonomy places the organism in Eukaryota, Metazoa, Chordata, Mammalia, Rodentia, Cricetidae. The transcript is spliced from 11 exons.